GAAAGUGUGCCGCAAAUCGCUGCUCUAGACGUGCGCCUGUCCGACGAUCCCUCAGCAGGGGAAUUGCUUAGCAGGGCGAACCUUGCCGGGCGGCUGAGGGAAUUUUCCGCUUCGGACGGGCACACGGUGGGUUUGAACGCCGCCAUGGCAGAGGCGGAAGUCGUCGAGCGAUUUCCCGCCACUGUGCAGGUGGUAGGGGCGCCAGAGCCUGUCAUCAAUCAGCACUACAAGCGAGUGACCUUAGCCCAGUUGCGACAACAUAAAAAGGUGAAGCAGCAGAUGGCCAACGGCCUGGAUGUAGCCUACAUGGGCGAAAGGCCCGACCAGAAGCGCCGUUGGCCGUACAUUUGGUUUCAACAUGACCAAAUCAAAAUCGCGAUGAUGGGAGACAACUCUUCGAGAUACUUCGCAAACCUCCAUCCCUUUGGCUUUGGGCCAACGCAGCAGUGGGUCGACGCAGAGAAUCAGUUCCUGACAGAGCUGCGGGUUUUGCCUGCGAAGGGUUCGGACACCGACUCCAGCGAGGCAUGCGAGCUGGAGUUGGAGCCGGAGAAAGAAGCGAACUGCCCUCAGCUCGAAGAGGUGCACCGUGCAGAACUCCGGGAGCAAGGCUUCACGGUGGUGGGUCCCACCGCGGCGUUUCGCUGCGCGGUGCUGGACGCGCUGCGAUUGGCCAACAUGCUCCUGGGAGCCGCGGUGAACUGGAGUUUGGGCAACUUCUCAGCACCGUGGGCGGACAAGCUGCUGGCGUCCAAUUCGGAGGGCUGCCACAACCUACGUGUCCGCCUCAACGACGAGGCCAGCGCUCCCUUUGCCAAGGUGUUGAGCUUCAUCCUGCCACUGGCCGAAGAGUUGAUGCAGGAGCCAGUGGAAGUCCCGAAUUGCUGUCAGUUGGCGUCACUGCCUCCGGACGGAGCUCCGACCAGUGACUGGACGUCGCAGGGUGACCAAACGACCACGUACCACGUGGAUGGAAGAGGGCAAUUGAAGAACAACAUCGCCCUCAUCGUUGGCGUCGCCUUGACACCACCGGAGAGGUCAUCUAGUUCAUGGGGAGCCUUCGUCUGUCAUCCUGGCAGCCACCGCAACGCGAGACUGCACCAGCAGUACACGGACCAGUACGAAGGCCGUGUGGAACCGAUGGACUUGGGAUCGCCACACAUGGUGCCAUUGGGGCAAGCGGACCUUUUGGUUGCGCAUCCCUUGUUGGCCCAUCGCCGUUCGCAGAACUGGACCGGCGGCGAGAGCUGUUUUAGUGUCGCUGCGCCGUUGUGUUUUGGCGCGCUGGCGGUGUGGGGAGAUCCAUGGAGUCACGUGUUUGCUUGGCCAUCCUGGAGAAUGAACGUCGCUUUCCUUUCGUGCACGACGGUCGGUGGACGUCACCAGUCCCAGUCGGUCGGUCGUGUUUCGGCUUCCCCGAAGCAAGGUGCCUUGAAGGCGUCCGACUGCAGCAGCAGAAGUAAAAACAACAUCCAAAGGAGUUGCAGUUGGAGGCACUGGGUCUACUACAGGCCGAUGCUGGUGGGUCAGCCCAAAGCAACUACAACCCGAGGUUUGGACCGAACCCCUUUGGUAACCGGGCGGAUUCAGGUGAGUUGAUGUGUGGUGUUCCCGAAGUGAGUAAAUCCCCUGAAACUGGUGAUGAAUAUUCUCCAAGAUCUCCAUCGUCCCCGAUUUAGCUCUGAAGAGGCGAAGGUCGUGCGCUCUAAUAUAUAUAUUGCCCAAAAACAGAACACCAAUGCCAUGUGGCGUCUCAAAACUGAUUGGCACUCAAAAAACGGUGAUCGUUUGGGGUUCCAGGUAUUAUAUAUAUAUAUAUGAUAUACAAUAGGAAGAGCAUGGGCAAAAACCGCACCAACCGAGAGGUGUCCUGGAAAAGUGGAGCAUUGACUGGCCCUUAAGAAACCGUCACUGUUACC
Molecule: messenger RNA, 1919 nt
Organism: Durusdinium trenchii
Lineage: Eukaryota; Dinophyceae; Suessiales; Symbiodiniaceae
Source: the annotation of a GenBank genome assembly